Chrysoperla carnea is the source of this 639-nucleotide messenger RNA. RefSeq names its product zinc finger and SCAN domain-containing protein 12-like. The transcript is spliced from 2 exons. NCBI's taxonomy places the organism in Eukaryota, Metazoa, Arthropoda, Insecta, Neuroptera, Chrysopidae. The record is from RefSeq and is a predicted model, not a curated record. Gene Ontology annotation, biological process: negative regulation of transcription by RNA polymerase II. The coding region runs from base 1 to 639 and encodes 212 amino acids. Gene Ontology annotation, molecular function: DNA-binding transcription repressor activity, RNA polymerase II-specific.
AUGGCAAAUAAUUCAAUUGUUGAUACAAACAAUGAUUUCUUUAUCAAUGAAGAAAAAAUUAAACUUGAAAAAGAAUUACAUAUAGAAUCGGUUAUUAUUAAAAAUGAAACAUUGGAUAACGAUGUUAUCAUGGAAGGUGGACAAAUUAAAAAUGAAGAAGGCAGCAAUGAUAUUGAUAGUGUUGUGAGUGUAAAACUGGAACCGGUUCAUGAAGAUUUAUAUACAGAAACAAUUUUUAUUAAAAAUGAACCAUUCGAUGACAAUGUUACAAUCGAAGACGAACGAAUUAAAAAUGAAGUACCAGAAGAAGGUAGCAAUGUUAUUGGUAGUGAUAUGGGUGUAAAACAUGAACCUGAUGAACAUACAGACCAUCAACAUAAUCUAGUUAAACAUAAACGGAUUCGUAACGCAGAAAAUUCAUUUUCAUGUGAUAUUUGUUCUUUAAUUAGACAUAAACGGAUUCAUAAUGGGGAACAAUCAUUUUCAUGUGAUAGGUGUAAUAAAACAUUUAAACACCAAGCUGCUUUAGUUCAACAUAAAUGGAUUCAUAAUAGUGAAGAAAAACUGACACUGACUACUGAAAGAAGUAAUUUAAAAACUUAUUCACGGUCGAAAAGCACAAACAAAGAAACAAAAUAA